AUGGCGACCACUACGCCCUUGUCGCUGCCAUUCGUUCUUCGUCAGAAUGAACAAGCAUCAUCGUCCCAAUCACAUCGCAGGCGCUUCAAACCGGAUCGUCCCAACUAUCGAGCACUCUUGAACACGCAUCAUUCAGCUUCUGUUGCCACCGCUUCGUCCUCUCGACUUGCCAAUGCCUCCAAGCUGACUUCAGUGCGAAUCGAUACCGACCAGCUCGAGGCGGAUCUGCAGGAAUGGGGUCUUCCCUCAACCGCCGCUUCGACCUCUUCAUCCUCUUUAGCUGCCCCUCGAUUAACACACCCAACUUCCGCCAUCUCGUGGGACGAGAACUCUGUGCAAUCCACCUGCUCCUACCUCCGAAGCUCUAGCGCUAUCCUCUCAGCCAAGCCUGCAUCUCUGGACCAAUGGGAUCCUUCGAUCUCAUUUGCACCCUUCGCUUCCAGCGGCCUUGAGCCAGUCGAGCUCAGUACGGAGCAGGACUCAGUACAGCAGCCUUUCAAGUACGAUCCUGGUCUGGGACGUGUCAUUGCUAUCGGCAGAGAAGAUGGCACGAUCUCCAUCUAUCGAGCGUAUGGCCGUAUCGAAGACUAUGAAGCUCUACCAACUACAGAACAACAGAAGGACGAAGCCGAGGAUUCGCUUCCAGCGUCGGCGUCCGCCUCAGCCAACCUUUCGCAUGCCAGCGUCUCGGCUUCUCGUCGCUUCUCAGCCGUCUCGAAUCCAUCACGCCUUCGUAGUCCAGAAAUCGAGACCCCUUCGAUUCGAUUCCCCUCCUCGACAAUAUCUUCGUCGGGGCGGGAACCAAGCCCGCUUCUAUCAAACUUCUCACACGUCUCACACGUCGACAGGUCGCCAAUCACAGCACGCUCGACCAUCUCAGCAGCAUCUGUGAGCUCCACUGUAGCAGCCAAUGUUCAGCUCGAAGAAGGAUUACCAACAGGCUCUCUUCAGUCCAAUGUCACAGCGACGGGGCACACUGCCGGCAGAGUCUACACGGAGCAGGCCGAGAAUCGUUUGGAGCAGCAAAUAGCAGCUGCAGAGCGUAAUGACCAUCAGCAUGGCGUGGUUGGCGGUGUCAUUGAACGUCUCGGCUUCUCUUUUCAUUCUCAUUCUCCACCCCCGCAUCAAUAUCCUUCCGCGACGCAUCAGCUUUCUCGCCAGUCGUAUCAUCGCACUCGUUCGAGCGAGUCACGCCGUCCAUCUGCCACAUCUCCACAUGCGCCCUCUCCGACUGAAGUCGGUCCAAAGUCUCCUACCCGAUCGAGAGGGCAUUCGAACCCCACGACAACGCCUGUGGAGAACUUGCUCAAACCUCCAGCUUCCGAUUCUUGGCUCCACGAUCCUACCAGAGGCAGCUUCAGUCAAGUCAUGACGCUGUUCACGCGCGACAGAUCUCCGGUCGUCGCACUUAGACUGGUCCCUUUGCCCUCAGCAGGCGAUGACAGUCAAGACUCUCACGCAACACCCACAGCGAUGCAGCUCACAACAGACAAGGCUGCUCUCCUGGUGGUCCAGGAAGCCGGCAACAUUUCCUUGUGGUCCAUACUGGAAGGCAGCAUGCUCUGGCAGACUGAUGUCACCACAGCCCAGAUUGCUUCAUUCGAUACAGAAAUGAACGACCCAACCGCGAAGGAGAGCUCGGCAUCACUCAGCGUCAUGCAAUCCCUAGGCAGACAGCUUCCGGCAGCCAUUGGCACGCCACUGCCUCGCAGUCCAGCGGGAUCAGCGAGGGCUUCCCCGCGACCCACUUUUGCUGGUGGAGAUGCCAGCAUGAGACGAUCUAUGCUACGCUUGGCUCUCGGCGGUUCAGAUGCCACGGCCAACCCCAGGCUGUGUGAAGGUCAUGGAGUCAAGCUUGAUAGCUCUUUGCAGACGCUCCAGUGCCAUGGACAUGCACUUGCUGCGGUCUGGGACUCGCACACGUGUGCCGUCAUGAUCAUCGACUUGACGGAUGGACGCCUUUCACUUCAUGAAGACAUAGAUGAUGUCCAUUCGGCCAGCAUCCCCACUGUGCGUCAUGUGCCCGGAUCAGAGAACAGCAUCGAGCUCGUAUGGUGCGGCAAAACGGAGGGCAAGUUGAAGAAGCAGCCCUUGAAAGUUUUGACGUCCAAUUCGACUGGCGCGCAAGCUACGAACAGUGAAUCGACUCAGCAAGUCAAGCAUCAGGGUAUUGUGUUCGAGGAGAUUCCAGAUGCAGAUAAGGAUGGAAGCGAGCAAUGGGCACUUGCUGACGACCAACGACAAGCGCAGAAGAUAUACUUCGUCGCCAAUCGUGUUCUGGUCCUGUCGUCAGAAAGACUUUCAGUGCUCAGCACUCAAAGCGGUCAGACUCAAUUCACACAAGAAGCUGCCGCAGCAGAUCAGUUCAAGCGGCUGUUUGGAUCGAGCCGCGACGGUCAACGUCUUCUCUUCAAGACGAUAACGGGACUCGGCAAACUCGAUCUCGUCACGAAGAGCUUCAAUCGCGUCGAGCAGCAUGACGUCGGAAAUAUCUCGAAGAACGAGGGCAGCACACCAAAUUUCACCUCAAUGGUAGCAAAUACUUCCGCACGGCUUCAUCUUACGUGGAACACGCCAGGGUCUGGGGCUUCGCUCGACAAGGUGUUCCUCCUGCAGCCACUUGCCGCUGAUGAUGCUAACACAGACUUGCAAGCGCAAUCUGCAACGGAGCUAGCUGCUUUGAAUCUGGCGGACUCGCGAUUAGAGGACUUGCUUUCGGAUCCCAAGUCGAGCUCUGUAGCUGGCCCUUCACCGGGACAACCUGCUCAGCCAUUGCAGCAGGAGGGGCGGGUCGCUGCGGGCGAUCGUGUUACCGCUAUUCUCCCUCUCAGCCUCGAGAAAAUUGCAGUCGCUAGCUCUGGUGGUAUUCGCAUCCUUCCUCUCAAAUCCAUAGCUGCUGGAGUCACCAGUCCAGCUACAGCACUUCCAAACAGUCUGAGCCUGGAUCACCAGAUCUGUCUCCUCCGCUCUGCCGUAGCUCCUCGGUCAGGUCAUCGCCUCAUCAUUGGUGGAACGCUUGAAGGCGGCGUCGGCUUCUGGACCACGUCCUCUCAUCCAGAUCAGAGCAGCGGGUCAACCAGCGUGCCCGUUUUGGAAGCCACGCUCUCGGUCUCAACAACGCCCGUAGAGGCCCUCGUGGUCUUUGGCGAUGAGGACAACGCAAUUCGAAUGCACGGCUGUGUCGCUUGCAUCUGCGCAGACAGCUCAGUCACCAUCGUUCUUCUGGAAAGCUUCCGUCCGCUCUACACUGUACCAGGUCGAGGUGCGCGCCUGACAUCUUUAGCAGUACGUGCUGAUGAGCUGCUUCUCACCUAUGAUGACGACAAAGCUCGCGUAUGGGAUCUGCAGUCGCAAGAGCUCCGACGCAGUAUUGCAACUUACCAGGCGCAGGCGCUCGUAGAGGACGGCAAGGGAUGGUGGACAGUGAAGACCAUCGAGCCAUACAGCCCCCUGCACUCGGGCACUACCGGUGUGCUUUCGCCACUGGCUGCAGCACGCGACGAGGCAGCCGCGGCGUUGCUGGUCGAUCUGCGCCGUGCUAUUGAGGCUGCCGCGCGUUCUGUCCGCGCACCUGCCACGAACGAAGCGUCGGCAGCACAACAUCCAUCCGCUCAGACCCAAACGACCUCUGCAUCCGGGUCGGCAACUGCCGCCUCUCUUCAGCCACCGGCCACGUUACGCUCCGAGCAAGACAUGGACAAAAGCGGUGCUACCACAUCCGUCAGCAUUGGCUCGCCCGCCGCGCGCAAGGCAGUCAACAUCGUUCGUCCUUUGCUGCCGACUGUCUUCCCAAUCGGACUGGACACCAACAUGGACGCCAAGCUCGCCGCUCUGCUCGAUCUUGAUGAUGGAUCGAAGAGUCACAGUGCUUUCGCCGUCGGCCUUCAUUCCACGUCGGAUGCUCUAAUGGUAGGCGACUCUUCUGCAAAAGCCAAUUCUGACUCGAACGCCAAACAAGGAUGGAAACUGGGCUCGCGGCUUACCACCACACGACUUCUGUCGGCGUCCGCGUUGCUGCGAGUUCUGGGCAAUAUAAGCGAGUUAAGGGGUCUCACCGAGGAGCUGCAGCAAUUUGUCGAGGAUGACGCCCAGCUUUCAUCGCUCGUGGGCGUAGGUUUCCGUGGUGUGACACUGACUGAGCUUGUUCCAUACUGGCUCGACUCGAACCCGGAGCUUCAGAGUGCUAGUCGUGCCAUGUUCCACGCCGCACUGACACGUCUAGACGAGAAGCAGUUAGAAGAGAUUUGCACUCAGUGGCAGGGUCUGCUCACCUCAGCAAAGGCGACGACACUGGUGUCAAAAGUUGGUGCUGACGGCAAAGUAGCCAGGGCAGUGGCCUCGGGUGCUGGCGGCGAGGCUGAGCUAAGAACGAGAGCGUUGGCUCUUCUCGGCAGUAUUGCAGUGGAACGCUACACUAGUCUCUCUCCGAAAGUUCUUAAAGACAUCGCCAGCACGAUCCAGGGCUCUAUCACGUCGGACAAAGGCAGCGAGAUGCGCCUUCCACGAGAGCUGCAGAUGCUGGCUGUUGCGAUUGAGCUGUGUCGCAGCGGCUUUUCAAUGUGGCAGCACUACUUUGACGCGACCGAGGUGGUGCAUUCUCUGUUUGCGCUCAGUACUUCGACGACCUCUUCUGGUAGCAGCGGCAGUGGAGGUGACAGCGAACUGCGUGCACUGGCCAGGUCAGCAACGCUGCAGAUCGCAGCUGAAAACACGCCGCUCUUCAUGACGACCCUCUCGCUGGACAUCUUGCAUGCGCGAUCAGCUGCACACUGCGCAGCCACGAUGCGACUUGUCGCGUUCAUGGUUCGAAAGCGACCCUCCGUGCUUGUCGCUAACCUACCCAGACUGGCCGAAGCGGUGGUCAAAUCGCUCGAUCCGACGCAUACAACGAUGCGAGAAGCAGUAGUCAACGCAGCCACAGUGAUGAUUUCAGAACUGGUAUCAACCUAUCCCAGUGUUAGCUUCUUUGGCGGAGGACAGAGGCUUGCGGUGGGGACCCACGAAGGAGCGGUGAUCAUGUACGAUCUCAAGACAGCGACAAGGUUGUAUGUGCUGGAAGGACAUCGUCGACGAGCGGAUGCGGCCAGUUUUAGUCCCGAUGGACGUCGACUAGUGACGAUGAGCUUGGAGGAAGGCAGGGUGUUGGUGUGGAAGACGUCUUCCGGAUUCAGCAGUUUCUUUUCUCCCGGUCAGAUGCCAAGGCAAGGUGCAACGGAUGUCAAGUUGACCGAUGGAGCAUACAAAGCAUUCUUGUUCAAUGUUGGUGAUCAACAGCAUAGCUUGUCGCGGCCUUCGUCGAUGGUUGUCAAUGAUCCAGCUGCAAGUCUGGUGCACGGUGGAGAUGGGCAUGGACAGGAGGAAAAUUUUGUCGGGUUUGACAAGAUUGGGUUUCAGUGGAACUCGGAGCGCAGUGUCAGGGUUCAGAUCGGGGAGGCGCAGCUCAAUAUCAGCGUUGACUAG
Molecule: messenger RNA, 5460 nt
Organism: Ustilago hordei
Lineage: Eukaryota; Fungi; Basidiomycota; Ustilaginomycetes; Ustilaginales; Ustilaginaceae
Exons: 1
Coding region: 1-5460 (1819 amino acids)
Cellular component (GO): cytoplasm
Molecular function (GO): protein binding
Source: RefSeq, a predicted model, not a curated record